This is a messenger RNA of Scaptodrosophila lebanonensis, 1278 nucleotides long. Its product is annotated as zinc carboxypeptidase-like. Gene Ontology annotation, biological process: proteolysis. The transcript has 6 exons. The record is from RefSeq and is a predicted model, not a curated record. NCBI's taxonomy places the organism in Eukaryota, Metazoa, Arthropoda, Insecta, Diptera, Drosophilidae. Bases 1 to 1278 code for a protein of 425 amino acids. Gene Ontology annotation, molecular function: zinc ion binding; metallocarboxypeptidase activity.
AUGAAGCAAUUCUUUGGAGCAACAUUGCUAGUUUGCUGCCUAUUGGCCGGCUCGGCCAUCGCAAGUCAGCCAGAGGCAGCUCGCUUCGACAACUACAAGGUCUACAAGGUCUCUGUCAAGGAUGAGGCCCAGCUGGCUGAGUUCAAGAAAUUGGGAAACAAUCUGCCAGUGACCUAUCUGCAAGACGUCGGCGGUGCUGACCGCGAGUAUGACAUUGCGGUUGAUCCGGCCAACCAGCAGCGCUUGGAGCAGCUGCUCCAGUAUUUGGAGCUGGCCUGGAAUGUGCAAAUCAACGAUCUGCAAGACAUUCUCGAACAGGCUUUAUAUAACAGCACCUCUCCUAUGGACUGGGACUCGUACCAUUCGCUCGAUGUGAUCUAUGAUUGGAUAGACAGACAGUGCUUGCGCAACUUCUUGUUCGUUAAGUGUGAGGUUAUUGGCUUCUCCUAUGAGGGACGUCCAAUUAAGAGUUUGACGAUAUCUAAGCGACAAGGAAACAAGGCCAUAUUUAUUGAAGGAAAUAUUCAUGCGGUCGAGUGGAUUUCAUCGGCCACCGUCACCUACCUCUUGAAUGAGUUGCUCAACUCUGACGAUCCCAGCAUUCUUCAACUGACCUGGAACUAUGAUUGGAUCUUUGUGCCCGUGCUUAAUCCCGAUGGCUUUGUCUAUACCCAUGACGUGAGCCGUUUGUGGCGUAAGAACCGUCGUCCAACUGGCUUCAGCAACUCCUCAGGCAUCUGCUAUGGCAUCGACAUGAACCGCAACUUCGGUUUCCACUGGGGCGGUGCCGGCUGGAAUAUUGAUGUGCCCUGCGAUCAUUGGUAUGGCGGUGCUGAGCCCAACUCUGAGCCCGAGGUCCAGGCCCUUGAGAGCUUCGUCUCAGCUCUGCCAGACGGCUACGUCGGCGCCUACAUUGCCAUGCACUCCUAUGGCCAGUACCUGCUGCUGCCCUAUGGCCAUACCACCACCGAAUUCCCAGAGAACUACGAUCAAAUGUUGCGCAUUGCCAAGGCUUUCGCCGAUGCUGCUGUGGUGCCCUACGGCACAAAUUUCACAUAUGGUGCCAGCGGUAUCUUGAGCUACGUCGUCUCUGGUGCUGUCAAGGAUUGGGCCUAUGGCGUUAAGGGCAUUCCCUUCACCUGCACCCUGGAACUGCGUGACAGAGGUCAGUAUGGUUUCUUCCUGCCCGCUGCUCAAAUCAAGGAGGUCGGCGUCGAGGUUACCCUGGGUUUGAGAGCUCUGAUUGCUAAGGGCACAGAGGAGGGCAUCUUCGGCUAA